Messenger RNA from Penicillium antarcticum, 1281 nucleotides. RefSeq names its product DUF2461 domain-containing protein. The coding region runs from base 1 to 1281 and encodes 426 amino acids. The record is from RefSeq and is a predicted model, not a curated record. NCBI's taxonomy places the organism in Eukaryota, Fungi, Ascomycota, Eurotiomycetes, Eurotiales, Aspergillaceae. The transcript has 7 exons.
AUGCCUCGCUCGUCUCGGCCUGUUACCGCGUCGCCUGAAGCGCCUGUGGCGCCAAAGCGACGCGCUUCAGCUCGACUUUCUGCCGGGGAACCAGAGGUCAAACGGGUCAGGUCAAACAUCGGCCUGCCCAACCGCGGGGCUAAAUCCACGACGAAGAAGAGCAAGUACUUCGAACCGGAAAGUUCUGACAAUCCUGGUCUUGAGUCCGAUGCCUCGCAGGGCGCCGACUCCGGCUCCGCGUACGAAGAAGGAAAGGAAUCUUCCUCAGAUGAGACAGAGCCGGAGGAGCCUUCCGAGAGCGAGGACGCCAAACCCAAGGGUAGCUCGCGACAAAGCGCCGGUAGCGCUAAGGGCCAAGAACUUUGGCGCGAGGGCGUCAGAGCCGGUCUAGGACCCGGCAAGGAAGUUGUCAUCGCGAAGCCCAAGGCGCGAGAGGCGGGCGAUACCCCAUAUGAGGAUGAGACAUUACACCCCAACACCAAGCUGUUCCUCAUCGACUUGGCGGAGAACAAUGAUCGCGAAUGGAUGAAGGCGCACGAUCCGGAUUAUCGCGCGGCAAAGAAGGACUUCGAGACGUUUGUUGAGAGUCUCACAUCCAAGAUAUCGGAAGUGGAUGCUACCGUUCCCGAACUUCCUCCAAAUGACCUGGUAGACACCCCCAACCAUGUCACCAUGUCACCUAUAUCACCCACAUGUAUCCUUGACAGGCCCCUCACUGAUGUUCCUAGAUCUUCCGCAUCCACAGGGAUGUUCGCUUCAGCAAGAAUCCACUUCCAUACAAGCGGCGCUUAUGCUGACAGUGACCAGACCCAUUUCUCUGCAGCUUGGUCUCGCACUGGUAAAAAGGGCCCAUACGCCGCAUAUUAUGUGCACUUUCAACCUGGCUCUUGUUUUGUCGGCUGUGGUCUGUGGAACCCAGAGGCAGAGCCUCUUGCCAUGCUCCGAGAGGACAUCGACGAGCACGCGGACCGCUGGAAGGAGGUACUCCGGGAGCCCGAGCUGCGCCGCGAGUUUCUGAAGGGAGCAUCGGAUGACGACGACGCGGUUGUGAAUGCGUUUACGCAUCAUAACAAGGAAUCUGCUCUCAAAGUCAAGCCCAAGGGUUACGAGGCGAACAAUGAGAAUAUCAAGUUGCUACGUCUACGCAGUUUUACCAUGGGAAAGCCCUUGGCUGAUGAGGAUUUGGCUGGUUCAAAUGCCCAGGAGAAGAUAGCUGCUUUGAUGGCUAUCAUGGAGCCCUUCGUGACGUAUCUGAACAGUGUAGUUAUGCCCGAUCAGUAA